Messenger RNA from Lindgomyces ingoldianus, 2806 nucleotides. RefSeq names its product bifunctional dethiobiotin synthetase/adenosylmethionine-8-amino-7-oxononanoate aminotransferase. Gene Ontology annotation, cellular component: mitochondrion. The record is from RefSeq and is a predicted model, not a curated record. Bases 1 to 2403 code for a protein of 800 amino acids. The transcript has 5 exons. Lineage: Eukaryota; Fungi; Ascomycota; Dothideomycetes; Pleosporales; Lindgomycetaceae. Gene Ontology annotation, molecular function: ATP binding; magnesium ion binding; pyridoxal phosphate binding. Gene Ontology annotation, biological process: biotin biosynthetic process.
AUGUCGAGAGUCGCAGCUGGACUUUGGCAAAACCUUGUUGCUGUCCAGGUGUACGGGGCGAAUACAGGUGUUGGGAAAACGGUCGUCUCAACGCUCAUUGGACGCCAUUUUACUGGGAGAUCUGGGAGGACAAGAUGGAGCGUCCACUACAUCAAACCCGUCCAGACAGGGCCUAAUGAAGACGCUGACGAUAGAUACGUUGCUAGAUACGCAGGACAUAGCACCUCUACAUUAGUCAAAUUCCCUGAUCCCGUGAGCCCCCAUCUCGCCGCUCGUGGCGCAGCGGAAAUAGUCAGUGCCCUUCUAUUACUCGAAGCUCACGCACGCUCCCUAUCCAUGGGAAGGGGCUCUAUGGGCGUUACGAUAGUAGAGACCGCUGGAGGAGUUCUAAGUCCCGGGCCAUCUGGUACCCCGCAAGCUGACCUCUUUCGACCGCUCCGUCUCCCUGUUAUUUUAGUGGGUGACAAUCGGCUUGGGGGCAUUGCCUCAACCAUAUCAGCCUACGAGUCGCUCCUGAUUCGUGGAUAUGAUGUUGACGCUAUCGCUUGCUUCGAUAGUGGAAAACUGGGUAAUUCCGAAUAUCUGGAAAAGCAUUUCAAGGACAUGGGAAUCCCUCUCUUUGAAUUACCGUUAAUUCCAGAUGUUGAUGGAUGUUCCAGACAGGAAGAAGUUGGGAAGAUGAUGUCCUACUAUGAAACGGAAAGCAGGAAUGGAACUAUGUACAAGUUGGGUAAGCAAAUUCUAGAUUGCCACAUAGAGCGCUUAAAAGAUAUGAAGGAGCUCGCAAGCUGGACGAAGAAAGCGAUAUGGCAUCCCUUCACACAGCAUAAAAGCAUCCAGAAAGCGGAUGAGGUUUUGGUCUUCGAUUCUGCCUACGGCGAUUGGUUUCAGACGAAACACACACAGAAGUCUAUGGAAAAUGUCAAAGAAAAAGCUGCGUCUCCGAUGCUUUAUCCAACGUUCGAUGGAUCUGCUUCCUGGUGGACUCAAGGUCUUGGGCAUGGAAACCCACGACUGUCUAUGGCUGCUGCCUACGCGGCUGGACGAUAUGGACAUAUUAUGUUCGCCGGAGCUACCCACAAACCAGCCAUAUCCCUCGCCAAGCGUCUGUUAGAGAGGAUGGAAAACCCUCGCCUGACCAAGGUUUUCUUCACAGACAACGGCAGCACAGGAAUUGAGGUCGGUAUCAAGAUGGCCCUUAGAGCUGCUUGCAAGCGUUACGGUUGGGACGGCUCGACAGAGCAGGUCGGGGUCCUGGGUCUCAAAGGCAGCUAUCACGGCGAUACAUUAGGUGCAAUGGAGGCAUCGGAGCCCUCUGUGUACAACAAGAAAGUUGAUUGGUACCGGGGUCGCGGAUACUGGUUUGAGUAUCCGGAAGUCAAGAUGAGGAAAGGGAGAUGGGUCGUGGAACCUCCUGCUGGUAUGGAAGAAGAAUUCGGGCCGGCACAAUACUUCCAAGACCUGAAUGAGAUCUUCGAUUACGAAGCCCGGGGCCAUUCAGCCCGUUAUGAGGAUUACAUCGAACGUGUCCUGGACGCUCUCGUGCGAACGCAGGGUAAAAAAUUUGGCGCUCUUGUCAUGGAGCCUGUGUUGCUUGGGGCUGGAGGGAUGAUAUUUGUCGAUCCGCUAUUCCAACAAAGCCUUGUCAGAGUGGCUCGCAGGUAUCAAUUUGGCUCGACGCCCAGCCCAGUCGAGGAUGAGCAGAGUUGGACCGGCCUACCAGUCGUGUUCGAUGAGGUUUUCACCGGCCUCUACCGCCUCGGGCGGUUCAGUGCUGCCUCAUUCCUUCAAGUCGAUCCUGACAUCUCCGUGCAUGCGAAGCUGCUCACUGGCGGCCUGCUUCCGUUAUGUACGACCCUAGCAAGCAACUCCAUCUUUGAAGCGUUUUGGGGUGAUGAGAAAUCCGAUGCGCUCUUGCAUGGCCAUAGUUACACGGCACAUCCGAUUGGUUGCCACGUUGCUAACACCUCCCUCGAUGAGAUGCGAGUAAUAUCGCGCGGCUACACAUGGAACAAUUAUCGUGAAUCGUGGGCAGGCAAGAAAGAGAAGGAGCAGGGCGAGCUAGUCCAAUUCGUAGGGAAAGUUAUGCAACGAAAGAAGGUUCUAGCAUGGAGUAUGUGGUCUCAAGAUUUUGUUGAGAAGAUUUCGAACCACAAUCGCGUGGAUAGUGUUGUUGCUCUUGGUUCGGUGCUCGCCAUUUCAUUAGUUGAUUCUUCGAAAUCGGGUUACUCCUCGAAUGCUGCAGCCGGCCUUCGUGACAGCAUGCUCAACGACCUAACUGACGACAAAUUUGCUGUCCAUUCACGGGUACUUGGGAACGUACUUUAUCUAAUGGCGAGCAUGACAUCCAGAAGAAAUCAUUUAGGCACAGUCGAGCGUGUGCUCUGGGCAAAACUAGGCUGAGGACGAUUAAACGUACACAGUAAGAUGCACGCCUUCUGGAUUUGCGGAACUGCACAACAGACUCUAGCGUAAACAAUGACAUGAAAAAGGAACUUUGGGUCAAAUUUUAUUGCAUUAGGGGUAGGGAUGGGGAUGCUCCGGCCCAAAUACCACAAUACAGAAUACAGGAGAAAAGGAAAAUCAGAUGUGAUGUGGCAACCAGCUUGCCAGACUUCCAAUGUGUGUGAUUGAUCGACUCAACAAAAGAGCCCAAAACUCCGUCAAUGUAUGUAUGAUCCCCCAUUUAAGCCACACCAAAGGGUCAUUUCCGAAAAGUGUCCCGAAGAAAGGCAAGAGCGUCCGUAAUAUGGUCAUUAAGCAUGUCGAUCGUGUCGUCCAGCGUUAAUCUUGUUAAUGACUCUAC